GUUUAACAGUCUAGGCGGGAGCCGGAAGCCCAGCGCCGGAGAGGGCCGCGCCGGGGCCCCCGGUGUACGGCGGCUGAGAGGUGCAGUCAUGCAGGAAAACCUCAGAUUUGCUUCAUCGGGAGAUGAUGUUAAAAUAUGGGAUGCUUCAUCUAUGACAUUGGUGGAUAAGUUCAACCCACACACAUCACCACAUGGAAUCAGCUCAGUGUGUUGGAGCAGCAAUAAUAACUUUCUAGUGACAGCAUCUUCCAGUGGUGACAAAAUAGUUGUUUCAAGUUGCAAAUGUAAACCUGUUCCACUUUUAGAGCUUGGUGAAGGGCAAAAGCAGACAUGUGUCAGUUUAAAUUCAACAUCAAUGUAUUUGGUAAGCGGAGGCCUAAAUAACACUGUUAAUAUUUGGGAUUUAAAAUCAAAAAGAGUUCAUCGAUCUCUUAAGGAUCAUAAAGAUGAAGUAACUUGUGUAACAUAUAAUUGGAAUGACUGCUACAUUGCUUCUGGAUCUCUCAGUGGUGAAAUUAUUUUGCACAGUGUAACCACUAAUUUAUCUAGUACUCCUUUUGGCCAUGGUAGUAACCAGUCUGUUCGGCACUUGAAGUAUUCCUUGUUUAAGAAGUCGCUACUGGGCAGUGUUUCGGAUAAUGGAAUAGUAACUCUCUGGGAUGUGAAUAGUCAGAGUCCAUACCAUAACUUUGACAGUACACAUAAAGCUCCAGGUUCAGGCAUCUGUUUUUCUCCUGUCAAUGAAUUGCUAUUUGUAACUAUAGGCUUGGAUAAAAGAAUCAUUCUCUAUGACACUUCAAGUAAGAAGCUAGUGAAAACUUUAGUGGCUGACGCUCCUCUAACUGCAGUAGAUUUCAUGCCUGAUGGAGCCACUUUGGCUAUUGGAGCUUCCCGUGGGAAAAUAUAUCAGUAUGAUUUAAGGAUGUUGAAAUCACCAGUUAAAACCAUCAGUGCACAUAAGACAUCUGUGCAAUGUAUAGCAUUUCAGUACUCCACUGUCCUUUCUAAGUCAGGUUUAAAUAAAGGCUGUUCAAAUAAGCCCACAGCUGUGAACCAACGUACUGUUAACGUGAGCACUGCUGGUGGAGGAGUCCAGAAUUCUGGAGUUGUCAGAGAAGCAGCUACCACUUCCAUUGCCACAGUUCUGCCACAGGCCACGACAGCAGUUGUGGGGAAAGGAACAGUGGCUCUUCAAGACAAAGCAGGUCUGCCUCGAAGCAUAAACACGGAUAUUUUAUCUAAGGAAACAGAGAGUGGGAAAACCCAGGAUUUCUCCAGCUUUGAUGAUACUGGAAAAAGUAGUUUAGGUGACAUGUUCUCACCUAUCCGAGAUGAUGCUGUAGUUAACAAAGGAAGUGAUGAGUCCGUAGGAAAAGGAGAUGGCCUUGACUUUCUACCACAGUUGAACUCAGUGUUUCCUCCAAGAAAAAAUCCAGUAGCUUCAAGCACUUCAGUGUUGCAUUCUAGUCCUCUUAAUGUCUUUAUGGGGUCUCCAGGGAAAGAAGAAAAUGAAAAUCAUGAUCUGACAGCUGAAUCUAAGAAAAUGUAUCUGGGAAAACAGGAACCUAAAGACUCCUUCAAGCAGUUUGCAAAGUUGAUCUCUGGUGCUGAAACUGGAAAUCUAAAUACCUCUCCAUCAUCCAACCAAACAAGAAGUCCUGAGAAAUUUGAAAAGCCAGAAAAAGAAAUUGAAGGCCAGUUUAUAUAUGAACUUCCAGUCAAUGGAUCCUCAACUCCAAAUCCAAAGAUAGCAUCUUCUGUCACUGCUGGAGUUGCCAGUUCACUAUCAGAAAAAAUAGCUGAUACCAUUGGAAAUAAUCGGCCAAAUGCACCAUUGACAUCUGUUCAAAUCCGUUUUAUUCAGAACAUGAUACAGGAAACAUUGGAUGACUUUAGGUACCCCCUUUCCAGAAUCUUGGACCUUGCAGUGCUGGCUGCCUUGGGAGUUCUGAAUUCUAAUACUCCCCAACCAAGUGAGACUGUCUCAAACUCCAGGCCAGUGCUCUCAUCUCAGCCUCUUUUUCUCAUAAUAUGGAAUCAGCACAUCCCGCAGAGGGAAAAGCAGAGAGAAGCAUGCCAUAAGGAUAUUGUGAAUUUGCAAGUGGAGAUGAUUAAACAGUUUCAUAUGCAAUUGAAUGAAAUGCACUCUUUGUUGGAAAGAUACUCAGUGAAUGAAGGUUUAGUGGCAGAAAUUGAAAGACUACGAGAAGAAAACAAAAGACUACGGGCACACUUUUGAAAUUUCAGUGAAUACUUUAAUGUUUUGUAAUUUGGGAAGCUUCUGGCAACACAGAGCUAUAUAGAUUCAGUAUUGUUUUCAUGGCCUCUGGGAAAAUUUUUUUUCAAGUAAAAGGGUGAUGGGAUUGUAUACCAACCACUAUUUCAUCUUUUCUGUCAAAAAUAUUUAUAUUUUUAUAUUAAAAACUGUACACUGUGU
Molecule: messenger RNA, 2437 nt
Organism: Lagenorhynchus albirostris (white-beaked dolphin)
Lineage: Eukaryota; Metazoa; Chordata; Mammalia; Artiodactyla; Delphinidae
Gene: NEDD1
Product: NEDD1 gamma-tubulin ring complex targeting factor
Exons: 16
Coding region: 89-2239 (716 amino acids)
Biological process (GO): mitotic cell cycle; microtubule nucleation
Cellular component (GO): spindle pole; ciliary basal body; pericentriolar material
Molecular function (GO): gamma-tubulin binding
Source: RefSeq, a predicted model, not a curated record